Messenger RNA from Annulohypoxylon truncatum, 1140 nucleotides. RefSeq lists its product as uncharacterized. Bases 88 to 594 code for a protein of 168 amino acids. The transcript has a single exon. The record is from RefSeq and is a predicted model, not a curated record. NCBI's taxonomy places the organism in Eukaryota, Fungi, Ascomycota, Sordariomycetes, Xylariales, Hypoxylaceae.
CAAAUUGUUCACAAGCAAGGAAACGAAUAAACCCAAAGACGUUCCUGUUCUAAUUAUUUUGGUAUCCCUUAUUACUAUUAAUAAACCAUGGCAUCAGGCCGCUUCCUCGACCCCCUAACCCUGCUCCGCGUAGCCCCCCUUAUCACAUCCACAGCCUCGCUCACCAUCGCCUGCGACUCGCACUUCUUCCUCAGCAGCCUCGUCUCUCUCAAAUGCCAGCGGCCGACCGUCAACCAAGUCGCGCCGCGGUACUUCGAGACCUUCUUCUGGCGCGCCCUGCCCGAGAUCUUCGUCACCUUCGGGCUGUCCAUCGCCUUCGGCGUCGCCAACGCGAGGGUGCGGGCGCCCGCUGCGGCUGCGGCCUGGGCCUGGUAUGCUGGGGGCUCGGCGUUCUCGCUCGCGCACUUCGCGUUCGUGCCGGCCAUCGCGUGGAAGGUCAAGGAUACGAUCGACGCGAAGGAGGCCCCGGACGGGGGCGCCGCUGAGGCCAUCCAGGGCUGGUUGAACGUGCACUACGUCAGGAUGGCUUUGGCGGAUAUCCCGUCGUGGGCGUGCUUCCUCGUUGCGGUGGUGAAGACCUUGGGGCCGGUUUAAAUGGGACCUGCUAUAUUGGGUAUCUGGGGGCUGCUAAGAAGGUCAUCUUUGCUUUCUACAGGUAAGUCAAAGUUGUACCUAUGGCAGCCAUUGACUCUCGACUAAUGAUCUAUGCUACGAUCAGGUUGGAAUACAUGUACGAAGUGCACUAUAUCAAAUUCGGCUCUCCAAAAUUACAUAUCACACGAAAUAAAAUAUACCUAAUAAACAGUUCCAUUAGCAUUACUUCGAGACUGGUGAAGAAAAAUAAGACGCCAAAUACGCAACCGAAUCGCCUCGGUUGGAGCUAGUAGGCACUACUAGUGAUCAAGCUUAGAGACGGCAUAUUUCUCCAAUUUAUCCAUCAAUAAGAAGUGAGGGUCUAUUUCGGUAAGCUCACAGUCUAGAGCCAACUCGACUACACUCCAUACACGACUGUCCCUUUAACAACGGCGGGGUACAUUAUCCCCCUAUUUGCUUUUUAUACAACCGAGUCGACCCCGAGCGCUUCUAUAGUCAUUCCCCACACGAAGCUGAACCCCUCCAACGUACCCUACGAUGUCGGAC